Messenger RNA from Morone saxatilis (striped sea-bass), 2070 nucleotides. RefSeq names its product TGFB-induced factor homeobox 1 (gene tgif1). Gene Ontology annotation, biological process: regulation of transcription by RNA polymerase II. The record is from RefSeq and is a predicted model, not a curated record. NCBI's taxonomy places the organism in Eukaryota, Metazoa, Chordata, Actinopteri, Moronidae. Gene Ontology annotation, molecular function: DNA-binding transcription factor activity, RNA polymerase II-specific; RNA polymerase II cis-regulatory region sequence-specific DNA binding.
CUGCCCUCCACAGUGGGAGGAUCUCCGUGCGUUGAGUCACGCAGCUGUCAAAGAUAGCUGUCACCCAGUUUCAGGAUCAAACACACAGUCAAUGAGAAAAGGGGCUUUGAGCCGAAGGGACGCAAGAGAUCUCAGGUAACCCCCCCCUCCUCCUCCCUUUCCCCCCGGUUAAGUCUCCAAACAAGGACGACCCGAAGAGAGGAACAAAAUACCCGUAAAAAAAGGGGGGAAAAGACGCGAGUUUUGAUGAAUAAGGAUUUUCGCAUAUUCGGAUACACGCUGGGGAUAUCUGGAGAAAAGAAGAGGAAAACACCGCACUGACACAAAGGCAAUUUUUCUUCUGCGCUUGACGGCCAAAUCAAAGAAAGUGGGCAUUUUCGGGACGGACAUGAAGACGAAAAAGGGUUUAAUGAUGCUGUCGGGGAGCGAGACGGACGAUGAGGACAGCGUGGACGCCCCCCUGGAUCUGUCGUCCAGUGCGGGGAGCAACGGGAAGAGGAAACGGCGGGGGAAUCUACCAAAGGAGUCGGUUCAGAUCCUCCGGGACUGGUUGUACGAGCACCGUUACAACGCUUACCCCUCUGAACAGGAGAAAGCCCUCCUGUCCAAGCAGACUCAGCUCUCCACACUACAGGUGUGCAACUGGUUCAUUAACGCACGGCGGCGGCUUCUUCCAGAGAUGCUGAGGAAAGAUGGCAAAGAUCCCAACCAGUUCACCAUAUCCAGGAAAGGUAGCAAGGCCGGCGACAGCUUCUCUGACAGCUCCCAGUCCCCGAAACACAGCAGUCCCGCAGCAGGUACAGAGGAGAGCUAUGACAAACGCGUUCUCCACCCCUCCAGCUUUGAACCCACCAUGCCCGGGGUCCUGAGGAAGGCUGUGUCUCCAUCCUUACCCUCACCAACUUCCAUGUCCCCCUCUCCAGGGCUCAUGCCCACCCGCCCGUCUGUCAUCUGUCACACCACUGUCACCACAGCCCCCCAGACCUCACACAAGACUUCAGCGGCUUCCAGCUCCUGGUGGACGUGGCCCUCAAACGGGCUGCAGAGAUGGAGCUGCAAGCCAAACAGCUGGUCUCCUAAAGGGAGAAAGUGACAGAAGAAGAAGAGGAGGGAAUAGAGACUGACUUUGUGUCUCAACUAUGGAUCUCCCCUGAGUUCAGUGACUUGUCUGCACGCAACAGAGAACAAAUCCACAUGAAAGCCUGAUCAUUUCUAUUUUUGGUAUACCAAUCAAAUUAAUGAGGAUGUUUUUUUAUGAAAAAAAAAAACUAUCGAGGUGCCUUGGCUGUAAGUUGUUUAUUCAUUUCACGUACAUGCGUAUGUAUCUACACGUGUAUCUUAUUUGCACACGGGGACCAAAAAUGUUAUCAGAGAAAUGCUGCCUGUCUUAUGUCUUUCCAUUAUACUGUUUAUCAUUGUAGAGAACGGAGCAAGAGCUAGAGUCAGCCCCUCCUCCACUGACCAAUCGAACGGAUUGGUUGCAUCCACGCGUUUACUGUUUUACAUUUCAGAGAUCAGUUCAUGAUUAGUCUGCCUCGUUUGUUUGCACACUAAAGGCAGAGGAAGGUCAUCUCAGUGUCUUAAACAUACUUUGCUCUUGGCAUCUAUGACAAACUUAUUCACUACUGUAGUAAUGUUAUGUGUUUUCAUGAGUACAAGUAUAGUUUUGAUUUUGUAAUUUACUUUUAGCUAUUUUUAAGAAAAAACCUCUAUGCUUUUUUUUUUUACUCUUUUUUUUUUUUUUUUCCUCCCACCAAGGGAUAUUUCAGAUGACCAAUGUAGCAGGUUCUUAGUCGGAGCCUUCAUCCCAUCACUCAGCGAAAACGACGGCCAGUGGACUGGAAAAUUAAACACUACAGAUGUCUUUUCUGCAUUUGCUGUUUUACAAACCUGACAAAGACAGCAUUUAUGAAAUCACCAAAAAAGCAUUUUCAUGUAUAAUAGGACCAUGUGUAUAGUUAAUGUGACAUGAUGCCCAAUGAUGUGAUUUCUUUUCAUACUGUGCAAUGUUUGUGGCAAAUAGGGAUCACAUGGGAUUCAAAUAAAGUUUUGUUUUUCUACAUCUCAGAA